Erinaceus europaeus (western European hedgehog) is the source of this 2408-nucleotide messenger RNA. It is a transcript of the gene CDC6, whose product is annotated as cell division cycle 6. Gene Ontology annotation, molecular function: DNA replication origin binding; ATP hydrolysis activity. Lineage: Eukaryota; Metazoa; Chordata; Mammalia; Eulipotyphla; Erinaceidae. Bases 154 to 1833 code for a protein of 559 amino acids. The transcript has 12 exons. The record is from RefSeq and is a predicted model, not a curated record. Gene Ontology annotation, biological process: DNA replication initiation; cell division; mitotic DNA replication checkpoint signaling. Gene Ontology annotation, cellular component: nucleus.
AAGCCUGGCUACGAUCUGGCGGGAGGCGGGAAACUGCGACUGUGCAGAUUUGGCGCGAGCGCGCCUAUGCUGUGCAGCUGUCGCUGAUUAGUUUGCCCCGGAGCUUGCGUUCGAGCGUCGCUGGGGCCGUGGACGCGCAGUUGUCUUGCCAUCAUGCCUCAAACCAGAUCCCAGUCACAGGCUUCAAUCAACUUUCCAAAAAAGAAGCCAUCUCGAACUUUGGCCAAAGUGAAACAAUCUGAUGACACCAAACUAGAACUGACAAAUGUCUCGGUAACACCCUGUUCUCCUUGUGAAAAGAUUCUGCCUCUCAGCCCCAGAAAGCGACUAGGUGAUGACAACCUAUGCAACACUCCCCACAUACCUGUCUGUUCUCCACCAAAGCAAGGGAAGAAAGAAAAUGGGCUCCCUCCCCCACAUACACCUAGAGGACGCAGACUGAUAUUUGACAACCAGCUGACUGUUAAGUCUCCUAGCAAAAAAGAACAAGGCAGAGUUUGCAAAAACAAAAUACAAACCCCGAUUCAGAAACAUCAAGAGAUUACAACAAAUUCUGAGCAGAAGUUAUCUCUGGAGAAAGAUUCUGCCUGUCUGGGACUCUUCAAGCAAGAAGGCACUUGCUACCAGCAAGCAAAAUUGGUCUUGAAUACAGCUGUCCCGGACCGGCUGCCUGCCAGGGAAAAGGAGAUGGAUUUCAUCAGGAACUUCCUGAAGGAACACAUCUGUGGGAAAAAAGCUGGAAGUCUUUAUCUUUCUGGUGCUCCUGGAACUGGAAAAACUGCCUGUUUAAGCCGGAUUCUGCAAGACCUCAAGAUGGAACUGAAAGGCUUUACAACUAUCCUGCUUAAUUGUAUGUCCUUGAGGAGUGCCCAGGCUGUAUUCCCAGCAAUUGCUCAGGAGAUUUGUCAGGAAGGCAUAUCCAGGCCAGCUGGGAAGGAUCUGAUGAGGAAACUGGAAAACCUCAUGACUGCGGAGAAGGGCCCCAUGAUUGUGUUGGUGUUGGACGAAAUGGAUCAGCUGGACAGCAGAGGACAAGAUGUGUUAUACACACUAUUUGAGUGGCCAUGGCUGAGCAAUUCUCGACUGGUGCUCAUUGGUAUUGCUAAUACCCUGGACCUCACAGACAGAAUUCUACCAAGGCUUCAAGCUAGAGAAAAAUGUAAGCCAAGACUCUUGAACUUCCCACCAUAUACCAAAAAUCAGAUAGCUACCAUCUUGCAGGAGCGACUAAAUCAGGUAUCUCAAGACCAGGUUCUAGACAACGCUGCGAUUCAGUUCUGUGCCCGGAAAGUCUCUGCCAUUUCAGGAGAUGCUCGCAAAGCACUAGAUGUUUGCAGGAGAGCUAUUGAAAUUGUAGAGUCGGAUGUCAAAAGCCAGACUAUCCUCAAACCACUUUCUGAAUGUAAAUCAUCCAGUGAGUCACCAGUUCCCAAGCGGGUUGGUCUUGUUCAUAUAUCACAAGUUAUUUCAGAAGUGGAUGGUAACAGAAUGGCUUUGAACCAAGGAGCACAAGAUUCCUUCCCUCUUCAGCAGAAGAUCUUGGUUUGUGCUUUGCUGCUCUUAACCAGGCAGUUGAAAACCAAAGAGGUCACCUUGGGGAAGUUAUAUGAAGCCUAUAGUAGUGUCUGUCGCAAACAGCAGGUGGCAGCUGUGGAUCAGUCUGAGUGCUUGUCACUUUCAGGACUCUUGGAGGCCAGGGGCAUUUUGGGAUUAAAGAAAAGCAAGGAAAUUCGCUUCUCAAAGGUAUGCUUGAAGAUUGAAGAGAAGGAAAUAGAGCAUGCUCUGAAAGACAAAGCUUUAGUUGGAAAUAUCUUAGCAACCGGAUUGCCUUAAAUUCUUUUUUCUUAAUACUAACCCCCGUCUGUGUCCAGCUGACAUUUAGAGAACUAGGGUCUUCCUUUUAUUAUGUUGUACACUUAAGUCUGAAAACAAAAACAGUCUUUUUUACUUGAAAUUGAUUUUUAAUUUAUAAAUUCAUGACUAUUAGCACAGAAUAAAAUGCUUGGGUCUCAUUUUUAUGCAUUAAAAACUAUCAAACAGACCCUUUUAAAUUAUGUUCACUACCUCUAUCACUUGUGUAUAACUAGUAUGCUUGUGAGUAUAUGAUUUUUGUUGUGAGAUAUAUAUUUGCCUUUUAGUUUUUCUCAGAGAUUGGUAAAUUUUAAAGGGCUUUGGGACUAGCACGAGAAGACUGAAAAAGUAUGAUCCAGAAAAAUAAACAAGUCUACAUGAAGAUUUGGAAGACACUUUGAUCAAAAACUUCAUUUUUGGAACAUACUGUAUUUGUAUUGCAGAUACUUUCACAUUGUGACAUUUUAAAGACUCAGUUUCUUGGGCACUCCCAAUACCCUGGGGUGGUAAGGAAAUUGUAACUCUACAGAUUGUGAAUAUAUUUAUUUUUAAGUUGA